Lynx canadensis (Canada lynx) is the source of this 3056-nucleotide messenger RNA. It is a transcript of the gene PRORP, whose product is annotated as protein only RNase P catalytic subunit. Lineage: Eukaryota; Metazoa; Chordata; Mammalia; Carnivora; Felidae. The record is from RefSeq and is a predicted model, not a curated record. Gene Ontology annotation, molecular function: ribonuclease P activity; protein binding. Gene Ontology annotation, biological process: mitochondrial tRNA 5'-end processing; tRNA 5'-leader removal. Gene Ontology annotation, cellular component: mitochondrial ribonuclease P complex; mitochondrion. The transcript has 7 exons. The coding region runs from base 387 to 1979 and encodes 530 amino acids.
UCUGUCACGCCCCCGCGGUCCGGGCCCUCGCGGUGCAUUCUGGAUGCGGUAGUUUCCGCCGUGUUUAUGGUUGCGUUCAGCGUGAGUGCUGAGGUUUAUAGGUUGGAAUUUAUCUGCCACCAGAAGAUUCCUGCCCUAUCGCCUGGUUCUGGGACUUGUGACUAACAUUGGCUGUCCCUGGAUGGUUGUUUAAUGGAGAGAACUCACCAGACUUCGUUGUAUUAAUAGCGCAAAAAGCAGAUCCUUGAUUUGUGAGAAAAUGAAAAUCAUCUUUUAAGAAAUUGUGCUUUGGUUCUUCGCCCCUCACGCCCAAUUCCUUAAUUACGCUGUAGAAGCAGGGGCUUUAUGAACAUCUCUCUAAUUAUAUCUGGUGCUGAUCUCACCGCAUGAUGACUUUCUGUUUCACUGGUAUUAGAAGCCUUCCUAAGUUUUGGAAGAGCAACCCAUACCUUAGCGUAGGCCCAGGACACUCUUAUUUCUCUCUCUUUCUCAAAGACUAUUGUGGCAUCAGGAACCAACAGAAGUGGUUUUCUCUUAAAGCGGUGUCUCCACAAAAUACUAAAGCAGUGAAUCUUCUGAUUGCCAAGGCCAGAUAUCUCAGGAAAGGAGAUGAAGGCAGUAAUCAAGUUUUUUCUGAUUCCCAUCUUUUUGCUGCUGGAGCAGCUAAGAAGAGAUCACAGAUGAAUACUAAUAGGGAAGAUCAUGGCUUGCCACCUGUGAGGAACACUAUUCAACUUCCAACAAGACCUCUGAAUUCAGAAGAGUGGGAUAAAUUCAAGGAAGAUUUCAAAGGAAAGGCUAAUUUUGAAAGUUGGAUCAUUUCACAAAUGGCUCACUGCCAUAGCUCUAUAGAUGUGGCCAAAUCUUUGUUAGCCUGGGUAGCUGCAAAAAACAAUGGUAUUGUAGGCUAUGAUUUGCUGGUCAAGUAUUUGUAUCUCUGCGUCUUUCAUAAACAUAUAUCAGAAGUUAUUGAUGUCUAUGAAAUCAUGAAAGCCAGAUACAAGAGGUUAGAACCUGGAGGAUAUACUCUUCUCAUCCAAGGAUUAAUCCACUCAGACAGAUGGAAAGAGGCCUUGCUGCUGUUAGAGGAUAUCAAAAAAGUCAUGAUUCCUUCAAAAAAGAACUACAAUGAUUGUAUCGAGGGAGCCCUCCUUCACCAAGAUGUAAACCUAGCGUGGAAUUUGUAUCAGGAAUUGUUGGGUCAUAAUCUUAUUCCUAUGUUGAAAACUUUAAAAGCAUUCUUUGACUUUGGAAAAAACAUAAAAGAUGAUCAGUAUUCAAACAAGCUAUUUGACAUUCUUUUGUAUCUAAGAAAUAAUCAUCUAUAUCCUGGGGAAUCAUUUGCACACAGUAUAAAAACAUGGUUUGAGAGUGUUCCUGGGGAACAAUGGAAAGGACAGUUCACAACAAUCAAGGGAAGUGGUCAGUGUUCGGGCUGUGGAAAAACCAUAGAGUCUCUUCACCUGAGUCCAGAAGAGUAUGAAUUUCUCAAGGAAAAAAUCAUGAGGGAUGUGAUAGAUGGAGGUGAUCAAUACAAAAAGACAACCCCUCAGGAACUUGAGAGAUUUCAGAACUUUGUAAAAUGCUGUCCUCCUUUUGAUAUUGUCAUUGAUGGGCUCAAUGUUGCCAAAACAUUUCCUAAAGCUCGUGAAUCUCAAGUUCUCUUGCACGUGGUCUCUCAACUAGCCAAGCAGAAUCUGCAGCUGCUGGUCUUGGGCCGAAAGCACAUGCUAACACAGCACUCCAGGUGGAGAAAGGAUGAGAUGAAAAAGGUGCAGAAGCAAGCCAGCUGCUUCUUUGCUGACAACAUGUGGAGGAACUGGAUAAAUGCAGUGUUACAACCAAGAAGCCUGUUGGAAAUUGGUCUCAUGCUUGGUUUGGGGCUUGUGUUUAUUGUGUCUGUUAAAGUUCCAAACCCAGUUGUAAAGACUGAUUCAGUGACCUCCUGUGGCUUUGGAUUUGAAUAUUUAAGUUUUUAACAUUAAUUCUAUUUUCCACUAAUGUACCAAAGAAGCCUUUUCAAACAGAUACUAUACUAUAAGAGAAUAGUAUAGUGAAUCUCCAUGGAAGUGUCACCCAGCUCCAGCAAUUACUAUCAUUUUUCUGAUAUUGUUGCAUAUAACCUCCUACAUGUUUUCUAUUUUUCUUUCCGCUCUCUUUUUUCCUGGAGAUUUUAAAGGCGAUAGAUUCUAGUCAUUUAUCAUUUCAUUUGAAAUAGUUGAGUAUAAAAUAAACUAUAAAUGGUCCUACUUUGGGUCAUUUGGAUCAAGGCAUAAGACAUACCACGUGCUAUAGUCCAAAUCUCCUGAGCAAGGCAACUACUUGGCUGUUUUUACAGCACACAUACUACAGUGGUAAGUGCUCAAUUGGAGGGUCUGUUAGAAACUCUGAGUCACUGGUUCAUCUCAUAGCAGGAGAUGCCUUUGAGUGCUGAUCUGGGUGACUACCCAGAAGCUUCUUUGAGAUACCACUAUUAGCUUUGAGGGCAGCCCAUUAUUUUUGGUAGCUUGCAAGGAAGUGUCAUCCUGCCUUAUUAAUAUUUUGAAUAUUCCUCAAAUUUAAAUGAGGAAAGGUGAGAAGGGGGGUGGCACGGGUAUGCCCUGUGGUAGAUAAGGCAAAUAGGAACAACACCUUGGGCACACAGAGAACCAGGGUUCUCUGUGAAUGUGAAGAGAAAGUCAUUGUUAGAAUUCUUCAUUUUAGUGGGAGAGCCCACUACAGUGGACCAAGUCGAGCAUUUGCAUUCCCUUCCACUUAGCUUUCCAACCUGUGUUCUAGAGAAUGCUGUCUACUAGCAAAGGACAUGAUGCAGGUAGUUUGUAAGCAUCACUGAGAUCAUGUCAGUUAAGAAUGCAGAGCACCUCUGAGGAAAGUAGAUAGAGUAAGAAGUAAAAAGCGUGGUGAAGAAUGCCAUCCUCUGCCUCCUUGGGGCUGUGCUUAAUUGUAUUCUUUCUUAUGCCUGGCUUAGCUCGGCAGACGACCCAUUCCUUCUGUAUGCCACGCUGCACUCGGGGAACCACUGCAAGUUUAUCACAAAAGAUCUGAUGCGGGACCAC